Molecule: messenger RNA, 5007 nt
Organism: Pectinophora gossypiella (pink bollworm)
Lineage: Eukaryota; Metazoa; Arthropoda; Insecta; Lepidoptera; Gelechiidae
Gene: for
Product: cGMP-dependent protein kinase, isozyme 2 forms cD4/T1/T3A/T3B
Exons: 12
Coding region: 407-3622 (1071 amino acids)
Biological process (GO): protein phosphorylation
Molecular function (GO): cGMP-dependent protein kinase activity; ATP binding
Source: RefSeq, a predicted model, not a curated record
CAGUAAGCGGAGCGGCGUUGACGUGAUUGGUCGCCGCGUCCUCAAUGCCCCGCGUUUUGAAUUUAAAAUAGUCGCGAUUGAAUUUACUGUGGAAGAAACAAUGAUUUGUACUAAGUUCAAAGUUUUGUUUUCUUCAUAAUUAUUGUUGGGACUUUUCGUGUUUUUAUGAUGGUAAUAAACGUGACAGUGUUAAAAGAUAAGGUCGAGAAAGAAGUUAUGAAUAAGGCACUUACGGCCUUUCUGCAAUGACGAAUUUCCCAUCGUAAUACUUAUCAGCCCAUAAAUUGCGUCCGUCAAACGGGAAAAUGGAAUUAGCACGGCAAGUGUCGGCUAUUACCUCUCAAAGUCUAGGAAAAUUGAUGUGCAGUUAUAAAAUUGAAGAAGAAAUGAUUGGAUUCGUGACAAUAUGAAAAUCAAGCACUAUCCAGGAAAAGUCGUCAUGGAGGACCCGUGGCUCUCUAUUAACGACAGGACCAUGGACCUCGUGUAUGCAGCCAAUUGGGUUGGGGCACAGAAUCUCGGCACUUAUAAUGAAAACAAUGAUAAGUCGAACAAGGUCAAAUUCAAUUCGAUAUCCAGAAGCAAGUCGUGCAGAGAUGUGGGUCGCAGUAAUGAAAGGGACUAUGAGAACAAAACAUACUCAUUAGAAGAUAAUGGAUACAAUUACUCAAAUAACGUUCCUACUGAAAACUUAUCUCAGUUAGCUAAGUAUCAACAAAAUAUAGAAGAAAAAGUCAGAGAGAACAAUAAUUUCAUUAUUCAAAAUAAGUUAAAGCACAGUUACAGUUUUAAAGAUAUGCCAAAUGGAUACAAACCAUCAACACUAAAAAGGGUUAAGCGAAGAAAUUUUACUGAGUGGGAUAUUGAGUCAUUUGGAUCUAACAGUAAACAACCCCCCGUACCACCACAGCGAAAGGAUUCUCUGAAAUACGCACACCGGCAGAGAAAAGUGGAUUCAAAGAAAAAUUAUUAUCCGCUUCCUGAUCCCGGGCCAGUACCAAUCGAUCCAUCUGCUGAAUCUUAUUAUGAAUAUUAUUCGCGAGUAAGCCAACAAAACAAUGAUACUGAUAGUGAUAAGAUAAAGCAGCUACAAACCGACACCAAAAAAGAAAAACCUUCUCAAAAUGGGGAAUCCAAACAAAAUGGAACAGUUCGUGGAUUCAGUAAUGAUACAAUGUAUCAGCUGAUAAAUACAAUGGCCACUCUAGAUCUCACCCCGAUAAAGUCUAGGACCGGAAAGCCGGGCCAUGACAUGGACGGCGAACCGGAAGAUUUGGGUUUAUACGCGCAGGCAGCUAAUGAGUCGUUAUCUACAUGCGAUCCACUUCCGGAGCACACUACGCAACCGACCAACGAACGAAACGGACGCAUCGAAGAUGCUAAACCUAGCUUCCGUUCUAAGUCAAUGAGAGUUAAAAGCGAAGGGAGAGCACCUCUUCGGGCUUAUCUUGACGUCGUCCAACCUAACAGCGAACCUUAUAAUGGUGUCACAGUUACUCAGCCAAAGAGGAAUCUGUCGCCAGGUGAACAAUUGACACUGAUGCAGUAUGAAAUGUUUAAUGGAAACAAGAAUCCACCCGCUCUUCUUAUUAGUAACGGGUUCCAAUCGAUUGAUUUAGGAAAAGAAAGUGACUAUCGGACUACAAAUGGUGUUGCGAAACAAAUCAAACGUGAUAAGUACGGAAAGUUAUAUAAUACAGUGAGAGUGAAAAGUGACGAUAGGUAUGAUAGGUACAAUGACAUUUUAGCUUUUGGAUCGCAUAAGGAACGCAGUGAGGAACGUGUGAUGAAUGGCAACGGUGUAUAUUCGCGAAGUGCUAAGAGUUCUUCGAGCGGUUCGGAUUCUGACUUUUCCAUUCCUCGACCGAAACUUAUAGUGCCGGUGCAUACUUACGGGACUCGAAAACGAAGGACUGGAAAUCUCUGUCACAGAGAUAGCAACGCUACUGAUUCAACAUUAGACGCCGGAAUUGUACUUGAUGUCACGAGAUUAGAAGACCAAACUGACAAAUCGCUGGAAAAACAACGCAAUGGAGAAUCAGAGGGUCGCGUGGAGGUCUCCAGAGAGAACAAGUACCUCAGUACGAUGGCACCAGGCAAAGUCUUCGGUGAGCUGGCCAUCCUCUACAACUGCAAGAGAACUGCUACCAUCAAGGCGGCAACAGACUGUAGAUUAUGGGCCAUCGAACGACAAUGCUUCCAGACCAUCAUGAUGCGAACUGGUCUGAUACGCCAAGCUGAAUACACUGACUUCCUUAAGAGUGUUCCGAUAUUCAAGGACUUGCCCGAAGACACGUUGAUCAAAAUCUCAGACGUCCUAGAAGAAACGCAUUACCAGAAUGGUGACUACAUCGUGAGACAAGGCGCUCGUGGUGAUACCUUCUUCAUCAUCUCUAAAGGACAGGUUAAAGUCACGCAAAAGCAACCAAACGGCAACGAUGAGAAAUUCCUCAGAACUCUUGGAAAAGGCGACUUUUUCGGAGAGAAGGCGUUGCAGGGCGAUGACCUUCGAACGGCGAACAUUAUCUGUGAUUCUCCAGAAGGCACAACGUGUCUGGUCAUCGACAGAGAAACCUUCAACCAACUUAUAUCUACCCUUGACGAGAUCCGGACUAAGUACAAGGAUGAAGGCGACAGCAGACAAAGACUCAACGAAGAGUUUGCCAACCUUCGUCUGUCGGAUCUUCGCAUCAUCGCUACCCUGGGUAUUGGUGGUUUCGGCAGAGUCGAGCUUGUGCAGAUACAAGGAGAUCCCAGCAGGUCUUUCGCGUUAAAGCAAAUGAAGAAAGCCCAGAUCGUUGAGACUCGACAACAGCAGCAUAUAAUGUCUGAGAAGGAGAUCAUGUCAGAGAUGAACUGCGAAUUCAUCGUCAAACUGUACAAGACGUUUAAGGACAGGAAAUACCUUUACAUGCUGAUGGAAACUUGCCUUGGAGGAGAGUUAUGGACUAUAUUGAGAGAUAGAGGACAAUUUGACGAUGCCACGACAAGAUUCUACACGGCUUGCGUAGUAGAAGCUUUCCACUAUUUACAUUCUAGGAAUAUAAUUUACAGGGACCUCAAACCAGAGAAUCUGCUUUUGGACUCGAAGGGUUACGUGAAGCUAGUAGACUUUGGGUUCUCCAAGAAGCUACAGGCGAGCAGGAAGACCUGGACUUUCUGCGGAACACCGGAGUAUGUGGCGCCUGAGGUCAUCAUGAACAGAGGUCAUGACAUCAGCGCGGACUAUUGGUCCUUAGGUGUACUCAUGUUCGAACUCCUCACUGGCUCCCCACCAUUCACCGGGGCUGACCCUAUGAAGACGUACAACAAGAUCCUCAAGGGUAUCGAUGCCGUGGAGUUCCCUCGUUGCAUCACAAGGAACGCUGCCAAUCUGAUCAAGAAGCUAUGUCGGGACAACCCUGCUGAGCGGCUCGGGUACCAGAGGGGAGGCAUAACUGAGAUACAGAAGCACAAAUGGUUCGAUGGAUUCAACUGGGAAGGUCUGGCGCAACGUACUCUGGACCCUCCAAUCAUGCCCGUGGUGAAAUCUCCAUUGGACACACACAACUUCGACCAAUAUCCCGCAGAUGCGGAUGAACCACCACCCGACGAUCUUUCAGGGUGGGACGCUACUUUCUAAUUCAGUCAGGUUAUCUACCUGAGCAAGAAAUACAAGAAGAAAGAGACAGGUAUAUUUCUGUCGGCUACGGUUCGGGGUUGUGUUGCCAAAAAAUAAUGGUAACACGAAUGACUAAAGCAAAUAAUAUAAUGUUUGUAGAACAAAAUUAAGAUAUUUUUUAAACUUGCAUGUUUGAUACACGUUUUUAAAAUACGACUCUUAUCUAUCAUUUAUUUUUUAAUUUGUAAAAUAUUUUUUGCCAUUAAAUUAAUGAAAAAGCUUGCCAAUGGCAAUUACCAUAUUUUAUUUCGAGUAGUAAAUAAACGUAAAUAUGUAAACUAAUCACGUGAUACUACAUACCUACAAUGCAUAUUUCAAUACGAUGAUACUUUUUAAAAUAAUAAUUUGAAUGAAAAGUAAAUACGGUAUUUUUGUUAAUAAUUUAUAUUGUUAUUAUAUAUUAUUUCGUUUAAAUUCGGUUAUUUUUAUAAUUUCCCCACAGAAACUUAAUACAGUUUACAUUUUUUAAUUAUUUUUUGCAGCAAGUUAAAUUUUAAAAUAAAAUAAUUAUUAUAUUUUAAUUAAAAAUAAAGGUGAUGAUAUAAAUCACAAAAUUUUAGUCAAUUGUGUAUAGAAUAAUAAAUAAUAUUGAAUUGCUAUUAAAAAUAAUGUUCAUCGUUGUAGCAUGUGAUCUUCAUUCAUUUGCAUUAUAACUUUGAAACGGUACAGACAGAUAAAAUAUAUUUAUAGUAUAUUUUGUGAAAAUAUCAACAUACAAAAUUUAUAACCUCCUUUUUUCGAAGUCGGUUAAAAUGUAUUUCAUCUAUUUGUCUACGGCGAUGUUAUGAACAUGUUUUUUAAUCCUUGUGGUGCUCAAAUGGAAAAUCAAGAAUAUUAUACCGAAGCAUACUUGCGUUUAAAAUUUUAUCAACUUACAUAUUUCUUUAUAUUUUAGUUAUUUAGUAAAUAUUUUAUUUAUUAAGCUUAAUUGUAAAUUUCUACGUCAUAAGUAUCCAAAAGUCCACUAAUAGUUUGUUUUAAGCUUCUUAACGUUUAGUUUGUCAUGUGCUAAACAAAAUUUUGUGCUUUUUUCAACGGUAGCUAUCUCUAAGCAUGACAUAGUUCUAAGACUAAUCAUUUCACUUAUUUAAAAUAGUCAAUUUAUAUUUAAGUCUUCCAUAUUUAAGCUUUUCAUUGUAAAUAUCUUUUAGUUGAAUAUCAAAAUUUGUUAUUGAAAAUAAAAAUGUGUAUGAAUUUUGUAACAGUGGGGUGAAACGUAAUGCAAUGUUUGUAAUUAUUAAUUUUUAACUAAAAUAAGGACAUUUAUUUUUGUAAUCAUAGCCUGUAAAUUGAAUAUUGUAACGAUUUUGAGAAAUGUAUAAAUAUACAUUAAUUUAAUUAGACAA